Staurois parvus is the source of this 307-nucleotide messenger RNA. The record is from the annotation of a GenBank genome assembly. Lineage: Eukaryota; Metazoa; Chordata; Amphibia; Anura; Ranidae.
ACGCAGAAAACUUGCAUUCAGCAGUUGAUUUUAUCAGCGUUUCAAACGCAAAGCGGCAAAUCGCAUUUAUACGCGUUUGAAAUUUUUUUUUUAACUCUUCCAGUUCCCAAUGCUCUCCAGAGCCUUUUUUUCAUCAUGAAAAGUGCAUGCAAAGCAUUUUCAAGGUACUCAGCUGGACAAAACACUGUACACAGGAUGUUCCUACCAAGCUUGUCACACAUUGUAAUGAACAAUUCACACCUCAGACCCUCCCACCCUUGGAAACAAAAGAUAUGUUAAUGACAAUUCACAUCUCAAAUUCCUCAUG